AUGAAAUCGAAUGAAAUCGAUACCUAUUGGACAACCCCCUGGUGCCGAAUAUGGUCCGAUAGCCUUUGCUCCAAACAUUUCGGAGCUCCGUAUGCUGGAGACCAGAAAUGCCCUUCCGCUGGAGCUCCGGAGGACCUUCCGCUGGAGCUCCGCCGGAGCAUUUUGGUGACCUACCUCGAUGAGGACGGCGGCAGCCGGCACCGUUGGGCGGCCAUCACAGAUUGGACUGAUGCCCAUUCAGUUCCUCUUUUUGAUGGAACCCAUAUAGCCUUUGUGCACAUCAAAGGCUUCAUCACCGACCUUCAGGAGAUGAUGAUCGUCCGUGACGAGUCUGGAGUGCUGGUGAAGGAACUGUCAGCCGUCGCUCCCAAGAUGGUUCCUGAAGAGCAGGUGGAGGUGACCAACAUGAGCAACACCAGCUCCACCGUGGCGAAGGAUGUCAUCAGCGAGGAAGACCGGGCCUUGUUGGACGCCGCCGAGUCCGAGGCCUCCUAA
Molecule: messenger RNA, 495 nt
Organism: Durusdinium trenchii
Lineage: Eukaryota; Dinophyceae; Suessiales; Symbiodiniaceae
Source: the annotation of a GenBank genome assembly